GACCUCUAGGGGCAGCCGGCCGUUUGUCGCCACUUCCGGGUUGUGGAGGCGCUGGAGCCUUGGACGGUGCUUUCCCCGCCGGCCUUCUUUCUCUUCAGCCAGCCGCAGGAGAAAGGGAGGCGGGAGCGGCUUGAGCGGUUCCUGGCUGCAGAGGACCCUAGCGAGAAACUUUAAAGGGAAGGGCCCCUCGGGUGGCUCACGGCGGACGGAGCAGAACAGGAAGGGACGGAGCAUGCGCAGUUCGUAGGCGUCCAACGGCCAGUGUUUUUUCUGCAGGACUUACUUAGCCUACAUGUGCUUCUGUACUUGGUGGAAGAAUGACAGAUGACAAAGAUGUACUUAGAGAUGUAUGGUUUGGACGAAUACCAACCUGUUUUACAUUAUAUCAGGAUGAGAUUACUGAAAGGGAAGCUGAACCUUACUAUCUGCUUUUACCAAGAAUAAGCUACCUGACUCUUGUAACAGACAAAGUGAGAAAGCAUUUUCAGAAGGUUAUGAAACAAGAAGACAUUGGAGAAAUAUGGUUUGAAAAUGAGGGAACACCAUUGAAAUGGCAUCACCCCAUUGGUUUGCUUUUUGAUCUUCAUGCAUCAAAUACAGCCCUUCCAUGGAACAUUACUGUACACUUUAAGAAUUUUCCUGAAAAAGAUCUUCUACAUUGUCCUUCUAAGGAUGUAAUUGAAGCUCAUUUCAUGGCUUGUAUAAAAGAAGCAGAUGCCUUGAAACAUAAGAGUCAAGUAAUCAAUGAAAUGCAAAAAAAGGAUCAUAAGCAACUUUGGAUGGGAUUACAAAAUGACAAGUUUGACCAGUUUUGGGCCAUAAACCGGAAACUCAUGGAAUACCCUCCAGAAGAAAAUGGAUUUCGCUACAUCCCAUUUAGAAUAUACCAGGCAACAAGUGAGCGGCCUUUUAUACAGAAGUUGUUUCGUCCCGUUGCUGCAGAUGGGCAGCCACAUACGCUGGGUGAUCUCCUCAAAGAUGUUUGUCCUGCUGCUAUCAAUCCAGAAGAUGGUGAAAAGAAAACUCAGGUGAUGAUUCAUGGGAUAGAGCCAAUGUUGGAGACGCCUGUACAGUGGCUAAGUGAACAUAUGAGUUAUCCUGAUAACUUUCUUCACAUCAGUAUUAUUCCACAACCUGCAGAUUGAAGUGUCAGUUUGUACAUAUUUUGGUCAGACAUAAAUUAAAACAACAAUGUGAGUUUGCUCGGUGAGGGCAACCUGACCAGAAGUCUUCACCACUGCAAGCCAAACAGGAAGAAAGAUCCUUCAUGGGAUAAGAGCAGUUGGGCUGGCCACACUUUGUUUCAGCCAUGUUUUCCCACUGCUCUCAUUAACUUCAAAUAUGACAUGAGAAACUUAGAAGGCUGCUGCCAGUCUUGUCAUCUAGUUAAAAUACGAAGCUGAGAGCAUGGACGCUGAGUGGAAGUAUGUGCCACUUUGUAUUUCUUAUUAAUCAAUAAACAGGAAUAUUUUCUAAAGUUGCAAUUACUUGUCUUUAGAGUUAAAAUACUCCUUUAUUAUAGCAAACUUGAUACACAAGUUCUGUUAAUAAUAAAUGGUUGAAACUCUUUAUAAAAUGAAAUCAUUCAGGAUUUCAUAUGCAAAUUGUAUCUUAUAUUUUAUACUAGGAAUGUAAAUUUUAAUAUAAUGAUCACAGCAACUUUUGUAUUUAACAGACUAUUUUCUAUUUCUAAAUAAAUCCCUAAACAUAAGUUUUAAUGAUGUUAAUAAAACAUCAGAAUCAUAAAUUUGGGCUCAAUGCAUAAUUCACAGUCAUUAAUUAUACUCAGAAUUGCAUAUGCCGUGUUCCAGUCAAACAGACUCUGCUCAUGGAGUGGAUUUCCCAUCCACCUGCUCUGGAAGAUUUAGGGGGACAUUAAGGAGAUGCUCCAUUUCAUCAGAGGUCUCCUUGUGAGAUGUGGGGUGGAGCCCAUACGAUGGGAUGCGUUUUAUUGGAACACGCUUUUUCCUUCUAACAACCCUGAAAUAUAUUCGCACAGGUUCAAGCAUCUAGAAUUAUUCAGUCUGAUUGCAAGAUGGAUGCUAAAGCCUUUACAUACGUUGUCCACAGUUUUUAAAGAAAUAAAGGAAGGCAAUUGGCAAUGAAGUUCAGAGGUCCAGCCACUGUUUUCCAGAAGCAUUAUUUCAGAAAUGUAUAGAUCAAGAAGACCCAUAUUUAUAGGAAUCAUUACAAAGUUAUCAGCAAUGCUUACCUUACCCAUCAUAUUAAUACACAAGAAGGAAUAAGAAAUAGUGUUUCAUAAUCUGAAUGUCAAAAAUACAAUAUUCACACAACUUGCUUGCCUGUUGCGUCCUGCCCCGUAACUAUCUUUAAAUAUUCCUUUUCUUUUACCCAGGGCCUUUAGCAGUUCCUAAUUGUGUAAAAUUUCCCUUGAACUUAAAACAGCUGAUGGUUUGUAUCAAUAUUGUUUCCCUUUACAUAUUAAACCCUAUAUGCAUUUAAGAAUAUAGUGUUUUGUUCCAAGUUUCACUUUUACAGUGCUGAUAAAAGGACUUGAUCUUGAUUCUGUAGAGAUGUGAUAUAUUAGGCAAUUGAACCCUUUCAUGAUAGACUGAUUCUCACAACUAUAACCAUUCUAAUAAUUGAAGAGAAUACAGUACGUCCUCUUUCAAUGGGGUUAGAGGCGCAAAAGUUCUGCAAAUAAAACUACUAUUUAACCCAAGAUGAUGAUGAUGAUAAUAAUACUAAUAAUAAUAAUUAUUAUUUUAUUGCUUACCCACCUCUCCUUGUGGCACAGAACACUGUUCUCGAAAUCCCUAGGCUCUCUAGUUUGACCCUAUGGGCAACUUUGGGUGAAAGUUUACCAUAGAGUCACACUAAAGAACCUGGAGAGAUCAUAUCAUUAAAAUUUGUGAAUAAUCAAAUUCUGCAAAAAUGAAACCUGCAGAUGUGGAGGGUCGACAAUAGUUAAUGGUAUGAAUAUUGUUUACUGCUUUUGUAUUAAAUACAGAAUGGCAUCCAAUGUUAUAUGAGACAUGCUUGCUUCCCCAGAGACCUGCUCUCUAGGACCCCUUUACUCUUCAGAUAGAUUUGGAGACACCCAAGAGGAAGGGCAAUCAAUUUUCUGUCCCCAUUCCAGUCCCUUGUGCCUUUCAAAGUAUGAUUCCAUGGCCAGUGCUUAUUCCCCAAACUCAAGCUGUCUUUCAUAGAAAUUGAAUUUAGAUAAGGUAAUACUAGAAAGGCAAAUAAAUACGCUACUGAGUCAAAUAAAUUCAGUAAACCAUGACUAACCAUCCCUUAUAAAUGAAACCAUAGUUUAGACUUCUAAACAUACAAUUAACAAAGUGUUGUUAUGAGCUAUUUGCUUCUUUUAUAUUUGCUCAGAACUCUUGUUUUAUAGUAACGUCUUAAGAUGACCAUGGUUUGUCUGAAACUUAACUUCAAACUGACUUCAAUCAACCUGAAAUCAACUGCAAAUUAUUUUUCUGAUUUUGUUUGCUCACUGACUGCAAAGAAUUUGUCCACAAAAUAAUGGCAGUUGCCUUUCCAUUGUAAAUAAAGGAAAUGCUGAAAAUA
Messenger RNA from Anolis carolinensis (green anole), 3537 nucleotides. RefSeq names its product autophagy related 5 (gene atg5). Gene Ontology annotation, molecular function: Atg8-family ligase activity. The transcript has 8 exons. The record is from RefSeq and is a predicted model, not a curated record. Gene Ontology annotation, cellular component: cytoplasm; Atg12-Atg5-Atg16 complex; phagophore assembly site membrane. Lineage: Eukaryota; Metazoa; Chordata; Lepidosauria; Squamata; Anolidae. Gene Ontology annotation, biological process: autophagosome assembly; C-terminal protein lipidation; nucleophagy. Bases 318 to 1145 code for a protein of 275 amino acids.